Molecule: messenger RNA, 2878 nt
Organism: Cuscuta epithymum
Lineage: Eukaryota; Viridiplantae; Streptophyta; Magnoliopsida; Solanales; Convolvulaceae
Source: the annotation of a GenBank genome assembly
CAAGAAAGUUCGAAGCCGUUUUGGAGUAAAGGAUUUCGGGUAGGCCGGGCAGAGCCCCGUUCGGGCAGCUUCUUAAGGCAAAACUGCGCAUCACCGCCCACGCCCGAAAAGGGGAAAAGAAACACAGUGGGAGGGAGGGAAGUGCUCAACACAUCAAAAGAAAACAUUUUUCUCACCCACACCCUCUCCGGGCAAGCAACUGAUGACAGAGAAAUAAAGACGACGGGCAAGUGAGAGAGAAAGGGACUUGACGUUGUAGUGUAAUUUAGGGGUAGGUCACUGAAGAAGAGGAAGCCUUUAAGCUCAAAAGGAGCUGAAAAGGGCAAGAAAAAAGGGGAAAGAAUGAAAUAGUUAAUCUUUGUUGUGGUGAUGAGAUCGGGUGGUCUGUUAGAGGAUAGGGUUUUAUGGGGGGUUUGGGUAAAGGAGUGUGCCUUUCAUUGGAUCUAAGAAGGGCAUUUGCUUAUUUUGUUGUGGUAGCAGCAGCAGUAGUUUGAGUGUAGAUAUAUAGAGACAGAUGAUUCUUUAUGUAUAUGUGAUUAUGAAAGGGGCGCUGAGAGAGGUCUUGGUUCUACUGGCAGUGUUGCUGAUCAUUCUUCAUCCAUUGACGCUCAUUACUGCUAACUUGGAAGCAGCAGUAGUUUGAGUGUAGAUAUAUAGAGACAGAUGAUUCUUUAUGUAUAUGUGAUUAUGAAAGGGGCGCUGAGAGAGGUCUUGGUUCUACUGGCAGUGUUGCUGAUCAUUCUUCAUCCAUUGACGCUCAUUACUGCUAACUUGGAAGGUGAUGCUUUGCACAGCCUAAGGACCAGCUUACAAGAUCCUAACAAUGUUUUGCAGAGUUGGGACCCUACCCUUGUCAAUCCUUGUACAUGGUUUCAUGUUACUUGCAACAGUGCUAACAGUGUUAUAAGAGUUGAUUUGGGAAAUGCCGGCCUAUCAGGCCAAUUAGUCUCUCAACUUGGCUUGCUGAAGAAUUUGCAGUAUUUAGAGCUUUACAGCAAUAAGAUAACUGGCGUAAUUCCCAGUGAUCUUGGAAAUCUGACAAAUCUGAAGAGCUUGGAUCUCUACUUGAACAACUUCACUGGCCCUAUACCAGAUUCCUUAGGCAAGCUGUCAAACCUUCGCUUCCUGCGGCUCAACAACAACAGCCUAACUGGUUCCAUACCGAUGUCACUAACUAAUAUCUCAGCUCUCCAAGUCUUGGACCUGUCAAACAACCGUCUUUCUGGUCACGUUCCAGAUAAUGGUUCUUUUUCUCUAUUCACACCCAUUAGUUUUGCCAAUAAUUUGGAUCUUUGUGGGCCUGUUACUGGACAUCCUUGCCCUGGAUCUCCUCCAUUUUCUCCACCUCCACCAUUUAUUCCAUUACCUCCAAUUUCUUCUCCAGGUGGAAAUGGAUUAACUGGAGCUAUAGCUGGAGCAGUAGCUGCAGGAGCUGCUUUACUCUUUGCUGUCCCUGCCCUUGCUUUUGCAUGGUGGCGUCGUAGAAAGCCACACGAGUUUUUCUUCGACGUUCCGGCGGAAGAAGACCCUGAAGUUCACUUGGGACAGCUCAAGAGGUUUUCUCUGAGAGAGCUACAAGUUGCAACCGAUAGCUUUAGCAACAAGAACAUUCUCGGCAGAGGUGGGUUUGGUAAGGUAUACAAGGGACGGCUUGCAGAUGGUUCGUUGGUUGCUGUAAAACGGUUAAAAGAAGAGCGUACUCCUGGUGGUGAGCUUCAAUUCCAAACAGAAGUUGAGAUGAUUAGCAUGGCAGUUCACAGAAAUCUCCUUCGUUUGCGUGGCUUUUGUAUGACGCCCACUGAACGCCUUCUUGUUUACCCUUAUAUGGCCAAUGGGAGUGUUGCCUCGUGUUUGAGAGAACGGCCACCGGAUGUACUGCCACUUGAUUGGGCAACAAGGAAGCGCAUUGCCUUGGGAUCUGCAAGGGGAUUGUCAUAUUUACAUGACCAUUGUGAUCCAAAGAUAAUCCAUCGUGAUGUAAAAGCUGCAAACAUACUAUUGGAUGAAGAGUUUGAGGCAGUUGUAGGAGACUUUGGGUUGGCCAAACUUAUGGAUUAUAAGGAUACUCAUGUUACAACAGCUGUGCGUGGCACAAUUGGACAUAUAGCACCAGAGUACCUAUCCACUGGGAAGUCUUCAGAAAAAACCGACGUGUUUGGGUAUGGCAUCAUGCUUCUAGAGCUUAUCACUGGACAAAGAGCCUUUGAUCUUGCUCGUCUAGCUAAUGAUGAUGAUGUCAUGUUGCUUGACUGGGUGAAAGGACUGCUCAAGGAGAAGAAACUGGAAAUGCUUGUUGAUCCUGAUCUGGCAAAUAAUUAUGUAGAAGGAGAGGUGGAGCAGCUAAUCCAGGUCGCAUUGCUAUGCACGCAGAGCAGCCCAAUGGAGCGGCCCAAGAUGUCAGACGUGGUGAGGAUGUUGGAAGGUGAUGGGUUGGCCGAGAGGUGGGACGAGUGGCAGAAGGUGGAGGUUCUUCGGCAGGAGGUUGAACUAGCAACACCUCCUCACUCCACUUCUGAUUGGAUUGUAGACUCUACUGAAAAUUUGCAUGCCGUUGAACUGUCUGGUCCUAGGUGACCUCCAACUCUCCAAGGCUCCUAUCAGCAUGGGAUUUCUUUCUUAGAACCUUGUUAUUUUUCGUUUAGGGGUUAAAGAAUGGGCAAUUAGAAAGUUUCUUUUCUUGUAAGCACUUUCUCAUCAAAGUGUAUUCUUUGUGUGUGCAUCAGUGUAUGUAACAGCUAUGUGCUAAUAUGCGUAUGGGUGUGUAGUACACUAGUACAGAGUUGCACUAUUUUAUAAGCUUAAUACACAAAAGAAAUCUAAUGUUUGAAAGUGGUGACAAAACUAGGUCAUUAUAUAUGUAUAUGUAAGUCUUGAGUCU